Molecule: messenger RNA, 1712 nt
Organism: Durusdinium trenchii
Lineage: Eukaryota; Dinophyceae; Suessiales; Symbiodiniaceae
Source: the annotation of a GenBank genome assembly
AGACCCCACAACUGACCGUCAUGUUGGCCGCACCACCUGCAUUGGAUUCUGCGGAGCCUCCCGCCAAGCGGGCAAGGACCGAUGGCGUGGUGGUUCCAAGCGGCAUUUCCGCGCUCCAUCACAUCGAAGACUGGUACGAGCAGAACAAGGAGCAGUUCACCCCACCAGUUUGCAACAAGCUGAUGUACAGAGGGCAGCUUAGCAUUAUGUUUGUUGGUGGCCCGAACACUCGCAAGGACUUUCAUUUGGAGGAAGGCAGCGAAUUCUUUUUUCAGCUCAAGGGCAACAUGGAGUUGCCGACGAUCCAGAAUGGCGAAAGAAAGCUUGUGAAGAUCAAGCAGGGCCAGAUGUUUUGCCUACCUUCUCGCAUACCACAUUCACCACAAAGACCCGAGGCAGGCUCCUUCGGCUUGGUGGUGGAGCGGCGACGAGAGGGCAAGGAGAUGGAUGGCUUGAUCUUCUAUGAAGACUUCAAUACCUGCAAGAAGGUCCGCUGGGAGAAAUUCUUCCGCUGCAAUGACCUGGGAAAGGACCUCCCACCUGUUAUCGAGGCAUAUAAAGCCUGGGAGGCAGCAGGUGCGUCGGCAAAAGAGUUCAGGGAGGAGGACAGACCAGUAAAUCAGGAAAAGGAGAUAGAGGUUCCGGAGCCUUUCUCCUUCGAGGACUUUCUGGCGGCCAAUGCUGAGAAAUUGGCAGCUGGUGAAUCUGUGAAUCUCCUUGGCUUGGAUCAUCCUGACAAGGAGUUUGAAGUCUUUGUAAUCGGAGGGAGAUCAGAGCAGACUGGGAAGAGUUCUGAUUUGGAGACGUGGCUCUACCAAGUGAAGGGCACCGCACACAUUGCUGUUCCCUCUGGGACAUUGGCACUUAAUGAGGGCUGCUGCUGUAUUGUGUCAGGAGUCAAUUUCACAGUUGCCCGGUCUGAAGGCUCUAUUGGUAUAGUUCUCCGACAGAAUAGCCGGGGAAACAAGCCAACAAAUGGAGAUGGCCAAGCAUAGGAGAGUACAACAUCGAGGUGGGUGUGGGAAAGCUACAGCCCUUUUACGACGUUCACAAGAGACUUCCAGCAGGACACUUGCGUUCAAAACCGCUUUGUGGUGCCUGCGCCGGGAAGAAAAGAAAAGAUGCCGCAAGCUGGUUGCUUUCAAACAAACAUUCUGUGGCCACUGAGCUAUGUCCAUUUCGCACAAGCAAUGUUUCCUUACAGAUGAAGAGGGAAUGCGGAAGAGGUAUUUCUUCGUCUUCCAGUUUGUGCUCGAUCUGUGUGGCAUUCUUUGGGAAACCCUUCUUCAUAUCAACUGCGAUGAUAUCCCUGCAAACCUCGCCUCUGGUGCUGUCCGCCCAUUUGCCUGUGGCAUCGAGCGUUCCUUGUGGACAAUUACGCUCCUCCUCGUGACUACAAUGGAAGGCUACUGUCUUUUCAUUCUGCAUUGCUACUGCGAGGAUGUGAUGGUGUCCGUUCCGACAAAAGCUUUCGAGGACUUGUACAACAGAACAGAGUCCCACUUCCUGGCCAAGCACUUGAACCCCUAUGACCACCUAUAUGGUGCGCUUCCAGGCCAACAUGAGAUUGCUGGUGAAGCAGUUAUGGCAGGCGUUCCGAUGGGCAGCACCUACCAACUCUUUGGAGGUACUUUCCACACGAUGUCCUUUCCUCCAAGACACUGACCUAACCACUGAGUUGGUACGGACAAAAGCGCAAUGCCUCAUGGAAG